This is a messenger RNA of Neocloeon triangulifer, 881 nucleotides long. RefSeq lists its product as uncharacterized. The coding region runs from base 33 to 719 and encodes 228 amino acids. The transcript is spliced from 3 exons. The record is from RefSeq and is a predicted model, not a curated record. Lineage: Eukaryota; Metazoa; Arthropoda; Insecta; Ephemeroptera; Baetidae. Gene Ontology annotation, molecular function: G protein-coupled receptor activity.
CCACAGCAAGUUAUAAACACCAGCUUUGAGAGAUGAGGCAGCCCAGCCUGCUUUUCUUAGCUCUCUGUCUUUCGUUUUCCUCGGCGAAAAAGUGCAGAAAUGGACAAGAAAUUAAGUUAGUUGGGCCCGUAAACGUGGACGAGGAGUUGGGAUUUUUGCUCCACGACGGCGAAUUCUACUUUGAAGAGGCUUAUUUUAAAGAAGGCGGGUCUUACUACAUCUGUCCUUGCGACCAAAAACCGUGCAUCCGAUCCUGCAAGGCAGAUUAUGCCAGAGUGACGAAAUUGAGUUUGCCAAAACGAGGCAUGAAGUUAAACGUUACCAAGGACAAUGAAGUUCAUUCGGUUGAUUUGUACAAUUAUUUCGCCGUGCUGAAAGAAGGAGAAUGUUGGUCGGCGCAUUUUCUGGACGGCGACGAGGAAGAUGCACACACAAUUUUGGUGGACGGUUCUAUAAAAUUUACAAACAGUCUACCAGGGUACCCAUCUACCUUUGACAUGCAAAACUACUGCAUUCUGAGCGACGAAAAUCAAAAGGUGCGUGUUAUUAGCUGCGCCACAAGCGAAAAGCCAGAAAUUGAAGAAUCGCAAACCCAGGAACCAUCCACGAUUGAAGCAUUCCCUUCUUCAACUACAAAGACCUCAAAAACGAAAUCAUCAGAAAUGAAGCAAACGACCAAAAGGUCAAAAUUUUUCUUAUUGAUGAUGUAUUCGGAAUGAGCAAAUCAAGAGCCAAUUUAAAAAUUUCAAAUUAUAAAACAAAUUUCCGGCGGCCUCUUUUUUUAUUUUUUAAAAUAUAUGGUGGUUUUUAAAUGAACAUUCACCUAGUAUAUUCAUUAAUAUAUAAAAACGAACAUAUUUUUUUUACCCUUAUUUCAAUAU